Molecule: messenger RNA, 4206 nt
Organism: Drechmeria coniospora
Lineage: Eukaryota; Fungi; Ascomycota; Sordariomycetes; Hypocreales; Ophiocordycipitaceae
Exons: 3
Coding region: 1-4206 (1401 amino acids)
Biological process (GO): peptidyl-serine phosphorylation; peptidyl-threonine phosphorylation
Molecular function (GO): ATP binding; protein serine/threonine kinase activity
Source: RefSeq, a predicted model, not a curated record
AUGACACUGAGGUACGAGGCACCAGCUGGGCCUCGAACGGCCAACUCCUCGUCCCCGACUCGCCUCGGCAGCAGCAACUCGACGUCCGACAAGUCAUUUCCUUCGGCCGCCAACGGCAUCCGCCUCGUCUCUGCCAACAACGCCCCGAUGCUCGCCGCCGCCUCCGGUCAUCACCACUCGCUCGCUACUUUCGAAAGACAUGGCGAGAAUAGAGAAGCUGCCAAGCCCUCAGCCUCCUUUGACUUCCUGCCGUCCGUCAACUUCGACGACCUCCACACGAGCAUCGAGUCCGCCUCGACCGACUUGAAGUUGACCCCGUUUUCGUCGCCGACCCGGGGGGCCAGCAUCGCCGACCCGACACCAUCGGCCAACAUGAAUCUCGCGGAGCGACCUGCCGUCGCCCCUGCCGCGGCCCAGGGGCGUGCCGUCAAUCCGCCGCCGACGAGCUGGUCUGCCCGUGCCGCGUCCAUCGUCCGCCGACCUAGCGCCUCGAGCCGGCAACCGAGUUCCUCCUCCAACCUCUCGUCAGCUUCGGCAUCCCUCGAGGCGGCCAUGCCUGCCGUCGCCGCACGCGGCCGUCGACAGAGUCACUACCCGCCAGUCUCCAACGCGAACAUGAUGGCCAAGCCGCCGCGCAAAUCAGACACGGACCUCUCGACCCGGAACCAGCCGGCACACCGUCCCGGCUUGCUUGCCGAAAGAGGACAUCGUGGCAGUCAUUCUCGGAGGUCCAUCGACGGCGCCGCCAUGACCCCGCCGGACAUGUCGCGCCGUCUCGCCAACUCGCGGGCGACCAAGGCAAAAUCCGUCCAACCACCGAUGCGACUGAGCCAGGCAAACUUGCUGUCCAACCUCACGCCGGAGCACAAUCGCCUAUCGACGCUGGCUCAGGGCUCACCGCUCGUCGCCGGCAAGGGGUCGACGCCAUCGUCGGGCGGCAAGAGGGCGUCCCUGAUACCCGGCAACACGCCCCAUGGCUCCCACGCCACCGGUUUGGGCGCGAGGACCGUCAGCCCCACCGACACGCGAAGGAUGAAGCGACUCUCGACGGUGCCUCCGUCGCAGAGCCUCAACCUGCUCCCCGGUGUUCCUCCUCCGCCCCCCGUCGCGAGGAACGCUCGAGCAGAGUCCCGCUCCCCGUCGAUGAUACCUCGCAGGACGCCCGCCACCCCUUCCUCUGCACGAACCACGCCGGACGCGGCCAACAGGAAAUCUUACGGCUCGGUCCAGUCCGUCGGCUCGGCCACGAGCUCCAACCCCUUGCGAACCUCUGCCGGAUCCUUCCAGCCUCGCCUGCCGGUGUCGGCCUCGACCUCCCGCCUCCCGCCGCCGAAGCACACCGUCGUGCACAACCCUCUCCCCGCCGACGACGAGGAGUACGUCCCUCCCGUCCCCGCGAUACCCAAGGCAUUCGAGUCCCCCAAGGGGUCACCGGGAGAUCCUUACUUCGCCGACAAGAAGAAGCCGGGCCUCGGUGCCGUUGAUGUCCUCGGCUUUCACUCCAAUUCUGCCGGGAGCAUCAGCAUGCCCGUCCAUCCCGAGCCCACCAAGUCUCAGCAGAGGCACGGCGCCAGGAAAAGCUCCGUCCUGCCGUCGAAUGCGGACGAAAAGAAGGGCACCCGGCCGGGGAAGCAACUCCCGCCCCUUCGAUUGCCACCUCUCAACAUGGGGCCUCUUCAUCUCCCCCCCAAACCCCCCGCCGCGCUUUCGCAGGACGACACCGGCUCGGGCCCGAACCCGCGCUCUCCCCCGCCGCGGCGCCAGCCAAAAACACCGACGACGCCCAUGACGGCCUCGAAGUCGUCCUUCUUCGCCAAGGGCAAGUACGACGAGACGAUGGAGCUGCCGCCCCCUCGAAGCAGCACCUCCAUCCACCGCACCCAUCGGCUGACGCCCACGCCGCCCGACCUGUACUCGUCGGAUUCCUCCGCCAACCUGUCCGAGGCGAACCAGAAGCCCACCAUGUCGCCGUUUCUGUCGUCCUCCUUGCCCAAGGGGGGCUUCGAACAUGCUCUCCUGAAGAGGUCCAAGACUGGUGCCGACUAUGUCACCCUCACCGGCCACGUCUUCGAGGAUAGGGCACAGACGAAACCUGCCGGACCCAGGGAGCCGACGGCGGACAGGCUGGCUGCCUCGCCGCCGCCGCCAGGUUCGGCCCCCGGCGAGCCCGAGGCUCCGCCGUCGAAGCCGAUGGUGCGAAUGCCGAGCGUCAGUCGGAAGCAGGGGAACGCCAACGGUGCCACGUUCGCUCCCGGCGAUGCCGCCAACAAGUCCGCCGUGCCGUACUACCCGCAGAACAACAGCAUUCCUCCGCCCCGCUUCACGGCCUCGGCGACGACCGGCAGCUUGUCGGCCGCGAAGCCACCGAUCCCGAGUCCGGCCGUCGCCAGUUCGAACGGCGGCUACCUGGAGUCGAGGAGGCGAAAAGACUCCGCGGCGAGCCUGACGACCAACCUGGCGUCCCAGGAGAGGGCCAGGGGCGACACGUGGGCGAGCAAGGAGGCUGCCGAUUCGAACACGGUGCCAGUGACGCGCAACCCGGUCAUUGCGCCCAAGGUCAUGAAGCCCAGGACGUCGAUGGGUGCGCUGCGCGCCACCUUGUAUUCCGCCAAGGAUCUGGAUAGGGAUGACGUCGUGGCCGAAGAGGAAAUGCGGAAGCUCGGUUCUCGCCGGAAGGAGACCGAGGUUGCCGCCAAGGCGCUCGAUGCUCUGCGGGAGCGAGCGACGCCCAAGGAGCGCGUCAGCCCGCACGAAGCCGUCCGCAUCGCCAUGCUGAACAUUUACGAACGAGGCGAGAUUGUCGAUUUCGGCGACGUCUACUUUUGCGGAACGCAGAACGCUCGCAAGGUCGUCGGCGACGUGCAGUCGGACGCGCCCAACUUCGGCUACGACGACGAGCGUGGCGACUACACCAUCGUUCCGGGCGACCAUCUGGCCUAUCGGUACGAGAUCGUAGACGUCCUCGGAAAGGGUAGUUUCGGACAAGUCGUUCGGUGCAUCGACCACAAGCUUGGCGUUCUCGUCGCCGUCAAGAUCAUCCGGAACAAGAAGCGAUUCCACCAGCAGGCUCUCGUCGAGGUCAACAUUCUUCAGAAGCUCCGCGAAUGGGAUCCCAAGAACAGGCACAGCAUGGUCAAUUUCACGCAGCACUUUUACUUCCGAGGGCAUCUCUGCAUCUCGACGGAGCUUCUGGACAUGAACCUCUACGAGUUCAUCAAGGCCCACGGCUUCCGGGGCUUCUCGCUGCGCAUCAUCCGGCGUUUCACGAAGCAGAUGCUGAGCUCGCUGAUGCUGCUGAAGCAGCGCAGGGUCAUCCACUGCGACCUGAAGCCCGAGAACAUCCUCCUCAGGCACCCGCUUCACUCGGAGAUCAAGGUCAUCGACUUUGGCUCGAGCUGCUUCGAGCAGGAAAAGGUGUACACGUACAUCCAAUCCCGAUUCUACCGAUCGCCCGAGGUCAUCCUCGGCAUGCAGUACGGCCUGCCCAUCGACAUGUGGAGCGUCGGCUGCAUCCUCGCCGAGCUCUACACGGGCGUGCCCAUCUUCCCGGGCGAGAAUGAGCAGGAGCAGCUCGCCUGCAUCAUGGAGGUGUUUGGGCCGCCCGAAAAGCACCUGAUCGAGAAGAGCACGCGGAAGAAGCUCUUCUUCGACUCCAUGGGCAAGCCACGCUUGACCGUCUCGUCCAAGGGGCGCAGGCGGCGUCCGUCGUCCAAGACGUUGCAGCAGGUUCUCCGGUGCGACGACGACUCGUUUGUCGACUUCCUGUCGCGCUGCAUGCGGUGGGACCCGGACCGCCGGCUGAAGCCCGAGGACGCGGUGCGUCACGAGUUCAUCACGGGCCAGAAGCCGGUCAUGGUUCCGCGACUUCCGACGCGCGAGAAUUCUCCGGUGAAGCGUGCGAACACGGUGUCGGCGCCGCGGCCACUGCCGGAUCCGCCGGCACCCAUGGGCAAAGCGUUCCUCCACCCUUCGCGGACGGGCAUGACCCCUCUCAGGGUUGUUUCCGGCGCCUCGAGACGGGCUUCGGGUGCCACGGGCGCCACGGCCUCGAGCAUGAGCAAGCGAACGAGCGCCGGCGGAUCCGGCGGCGGCGGCGGCGGCGGCUUCAGCGGUCUCCCUCGAGCGGCUGGGAGGAUUGUGAGCGGAAAGCAAGAUCUUGCCGCCGCCGCCGCGGGCGCGUCGAUGGCCAUGAACCGCCGACCGUAG